Molecule: messenger RNA, 1028 nt
Organism: Solanum stenotomum
Lineage: Eukaryota; Viridiplantae; Streptophyta; Magnoliopsida; Solanales; Solanaceae
Product: cationic peroxidase 1-like
Exons: 4
Coding region: 54-1007 (317 amino acids)
Biological process (GO): hydrogen peroxide catabolic process; response to oxidative stress
Molecular function (GO): heme binding; peroxidase activity
Source: RefSeq, a predicted model, not a curated record
CAAUAUCUUUUCUUCUUAAUUUCUUCCUUUCUACUUCUAAUAAUUUCUUUGUCAUGGCUAACAUAUCUUUUUUACUAGUUCUAAUUAUAGUCCCUUUUGUUCUAAUUGGAAUGAGCUCAGCUCAAUUGAUUUCCAAUUUCUACAAUUCAUCAUGCCCAAAUGUUCUCUCCAUAAUCAAAACAGCUGUGAAUUCUGCUAUCGCUACGGAGUCUCGUAUGGGGGCUUCCUUGCUUCGUCUUCAUUUCCACGAUUGCUUUGUUAAUGGUUGCGAUGCAUCUGUGCUAUUAGAUGAUACAUCAAGUUUCACCGGAGAGAAAACUGCUAAUCCAAAUAGUGGAUCCAUAAGGGGAUUCGAUGUGAUUGAUACUAUUAAAACUCAAGUCGAAUCAUCAUGUGCCGGUAUCGUAUCUUGUGCUGAUAUUUUAGCUGUCGCAGCUAGAGACUCUGUUGUUAAACUUGGUGGACCUAGUUGGACUGUAUUACUUGGAAGAAGAGACUCAACCACUGCAAGUUUGAGUACUGCAAAUAGUGACAUUCCUGCGCCAACUUUGAACUUAAGCAGUCUUAUUUCUUCCUUUUCUAACAAAGGUUUCAAUUCCAGAGAAAUGGUUGCUCUCUCAGGUUCUCACACAAUAGGUCAAGCAAGGUGCACUACUUUUCGCAAUCGUCUCUAUAACGAAACUGAUAUAAAUGCUACAUUUGCAACAUCACUUAAAUCGAACUGUCCACAAAGUGGAAGUGACAAUAAUAUCUCUCCAUUAGACACCACAAGCCCAACCACAUUUGACAAUAUUUACUAUAAGAAUUUGCGAAUUCAAAAGGGUCUUCUUCAUUCUGACCAACAACUCUCUAGUGGAGGCUCAACAGACUCUAUAGUUAACACUUAUAGCUCCAAUUCAGCCACUUUCUUCACUGAUUUUGCUAAUGCCAUGGUGAAAAUGGGUAAUCUCAGCCCACUUACUGGCUCAAAUGGUCAAAUCCGCAAAAAUUGCAGAAAAACCAAUUAAGAUUUCGCACAAAAAUGAGAU